This is a messenger RNA of Trematomus bernacchii (emerald rockcod), 4108 nucleotides long. Its product is annotated as E3 SUMO-protein ligase PIAS1-like. The record is from RefSeq and is a predicted model, not a curated record. NCBI's taxonomy places the organism in Eukaryota, Metazoa, Chordata, Actinopteri, Perciformes, Nototheniidae. Gene Ontology annotation, biological process: regulation of transcription by RNA polymerase II; protein sumoylation. Gene Ontology annotation, molecular function: SUMO ligase activity; transcription coregulator activity; zinc ion binding. Bases 87 to 2165 code for a protein of 692 amino acids. The transcript is spliced from 13 exons.
GCCUGAAAUCGUUGUAAUUUUACUCGGUUACUAAGCGCUUGGUUGUCAAGUCCUAACGCCCGACAGCCAUUUUUAGCAUUAAGCAAAUGGUGAUGAGCCUGCGAGUGUCGGAGCUGCAGGUGCUGCUGGGAUACGCUGGGCGCAACAAACACGGACGCAAACACGAGCUUCUGACCAAGGCGCUGCACCUGCUGAAGGCCGGCUGCAGCCCCGCCGUGCACAUGAAGGUCAAAGAGCUCUACCGACGACGCUUCCCAGCCAAAAUGGUGUCCCAUUCAGAGCUGGCCAUGCCCGGGCCGCACCACCCGGCCUCAGCUGGCGUGGUGGGAGGGGGGGGCGCCGCACUACCCUCCGGCCUGACACAGCUGGCGUACGAGGGUCAUGGCGGAGCCCCGUCGCCCGCUGCCUUACUGCCCCUCUCGCUGCUGGGCCCCGGGAAGCACGAGCUGACGGGGCUGACGCACCACCUGUCCGGCUCCACGCUGCACCCGGUCCACCCGGACGUGAAGCUGCAGAGGCUGCCCUUCUACGACCUGCUGGACGAGCUCAUCAAGCCCACCAGUCUAGCGUCAGACAACAGCCAGCGAUUUCAGGAGACGUGUUUCGCCUUUGCAUUAACGCCACAACAAGUCCAGCAGAUCAGCAGCUCGAUGGACAUCUCGGGGACCACAUGUGAUUUCUCAGUUCAAGUUCAGUUGCGGUUUUGCCUGUCGGAGACGAGCUGUCCUCAGGAAGACCAUUUUCCACCCAAUCUGUGUGUGAAAGUCAACGGGAAGCCAUGUAACCUUCCGGGUUAUCUUCCUCCAACCAAAAACGGCGUAGAGCCCAAGCGGCCGAGCCGGCCCAACAACAUUACCUCUCUGGUCAGACUGUCCACCACUGUGCCCAACACCAUCGUGGUGUCGUGGACCGCUGAGAUCGGAAGGAGUUACUCCAUGGCAGUUUACUUGGUGAAGCAGCAGUCGUCCACAGUGUUGCUACAGAGACUACGGGCCAAAGGCAUCAGGAACCCCGACCACUCCAGAGCUCUCAUCAAAGAGAAGCUCACAGCAGACCCAGACAGUGAAAUAGCCACGACCAGCCUUCGCGUGUCGCUGCUCUGCCCGCUGGGGAAGAUGCGGCUGAUGAUCCCAUGCCGGGCGCUGACAUGCUCCCACCUGCAGUGCUUUGACGCCACACUGUACAUCCAGAUGAACGAGAAGAAGCCCACCUGGGUGUGUCCUGUCUGCGACAAGAAGGCUCCUUACGAACACCUCAUCAUCGACGGGCUUUUCGUGGAGAUCCUCAACAGCUGCAUGGACUGUGAUGAGAUCCAGUUCAAGGAGGAUGGCAGCUGGGCCCCCAUGAGGUCUAAGAGGGAAGUGCAGGAGGUCUCCUCUGCUUCCUAUAGCAACGGGCUGGAUGGUUCAUGUCGGACGUCUGCAGGCUCGGACCAGCGGGGCUCGUCCAACAGCCACGGUGACAGCAGCAAUAGACAGAAGGUGGAGGUGAUCGACUUGACGCUGGACAGCUCCUCAGAAGACGAGAGCCAGGAUUCACCGCCUUCGCCACCGCCGCCACUGCCUCCUCCGCCCAAAAGACCGUGUCCCUCCAUGUCCCCGCCCUCUCCGCCACACAACAAAGGGGUGUUGAACCUGCACCACCAGGCCUCUCCUGUCAGCUGCACUCCCAACAUGCCUGCCAUGGACACCAGCUACAUCCCUCCUGUCCCCCCCCUCAUUCAGGACUACAGACCGUACUACCACACCCCCAACGACCUGUCAGAGUUGAGCUUCUUCUCGUUUCUUCAAGGUGACAAUCAUCAGCAUUACAACAUGGUGAUGGCUGCCGCGGCCGCAGCUUCAGCCUCAGACGACCACGAGCUGCUUCUCAACCGCUUCCUGCCCUACAGCACCUCCUCCUCCUCCUCACAGCUGUUCCUCGACCAAUCAGGAGGCUCCUCAGCCCCCUCACUGACCGUGCCCACCAACGGGGCGAGCAGCUCGGGCAGCACCAGCAGUCUGGUGUCGUCCAGCAGCCUCCGCGACACACACUCCACACACUCGUCUUCACACUCUUCACACUCCUCACACACACACCCCGUGGUGGUGGCCACCCGGAGCAGCGCAGAGGCGGCAGUGGCAGCAAUUUACGGCGGGAUACCUGACGUUAUAUCGUUGGACUGACUGGAGAGCAGUCAGAACUACACUUUGGGUCCAGCUGAGAUCCAGUAACACACUUUUUUUGACUACAGGGUGAAGUUUUGAUCCAGAAAGUUGUCUGGCGCCAAGUCAUCACACUUUGUGGAGUCCUAAUGAGGAGACUGCCUCAACGAGGGCACUAAUAUUAUAUAUUAUAUAUUAUAUAAUAUUAACAGAGGGUUCUCUUCACUAGACAGAGCGGUGGACUUCUGUUUGUGUACUGACUUCAGAUCAGGAACCUGUCCAGCAUGUUUAUGGUACCAACGCGGCACAAACAGCAAAGACUCUACUUGAGCAAAUCACACGAAGGACAAAUGCUCUUUUCUACAAAAGCGUGGAGUUAGCACCGUGUACAGAGAACAAAUAUAUUUUCCUCUUUUACUUUUGUAUGUUCUAUCGGAAAAUGUUCAGUCAAGUGAGCUGCUUCAAUUGCUGUUUUUAAUUAGAGGACUGAGGUUGCAUUUCCCUUUUUUCUCACAAAAGCUUUUACAUAACGCCUGUUGCCAUGUGGUCGUCUUUUGCUUCUCUUUUUGUCCUGCUUACAUUUAGCUUUAUUUGCAUUUCUACAAUAUGAACUUAAGUUCUCUCAUUCUUAACUGAUCGAGCUCCAUUUUAAAAUGAUGCUUUGUUCUUUCUCUGUCCAAUAACAAGAACACUGAAGUUACAGUUUUUAUUCAUGUGCUAAUACUUUUAUUAUAUUUUAAGUUAUGUAUGAUAUUUAAACCGUUAUAAAUAUAUAGUAUAUAUAUAUAUAUAUGCAUUCCCUUUGACCUUCAGGUUAAUGCUGUAGGAAGUGAGUAGUAGUAGAAAUCACUCCUUGAUUUCCAAAUCCUCACAAAGACUCUGCCGGCAAACAGCAUUUAGAAAUGGAGACUUUUAAACUAUUUAUACUUGCAGAUUUAGAGUUUUGAGCUGGAAGAGUUUCUUUUCUUUUUCUUUUCUUUUUGCACAAUGCCAAAAACAAGAUAAAGUACCUGAUGAAAAUGAUCAUAAUAUUCAGAGUGCAGUUGAAUCUGUGUGCCACAGUGUUCUCCGUCCAAGUGUCCACUUCUUCGGUUUCAGCUGAUGGUUAUUUAGACAUCUCUGUUCAUGUAUGUCUUGUCUUCUUAGUUUCAUCCUUCUUUUGCUUGACUGUUAAAAAAGGUAUUACAAUGAAGGCCGAGCUGUUGUAGCAGCACAGUCCUUCUGAAGAGACGGCGUCCAUGGCAUGUGACCAAGUUUAAACUAGUGCCUGUUUGUGUGCAUGCUUCACAGCGCGGUGGGGAUGUUUUGGGUUUCCAAACUCAAAAGAAUGUCUUUAAUGCUCGCCCACCACCUCUGUCCCAUCUCUGUCGAAGCUUUUUGUGGAGAUUCGUGAUAUCUUUGACAGCCUAGGCGUUAUAUAGGGAGUUAUCUUUGGGAAACUGCUCUUGGAAAAGCAUGGAAGAGUGCCACAGUGAAAGAUGUCAACAUGCCAACGUAUACACUGGGCACAAAGCCAGCUGGUUUAAAAAUACAUGACCUAAACCGUACGAGCACUUUGUGUACGAUGUGGAAGUGUCAAAGUGAGGUGGAGUACCUCCAUUCAGCUGGGGACACAGUUUGCUCAUGAAUGUAUUGUGUAAUUGUAAGAGGGGACACACUUUAGGUGUUUGCUUCCAUUUCGGCUUUUAGCAGAUGUUAUCAAGGUGACAUUAGCAGUGACACACACAGUACACCUGGCGCCCCCGCCCAGUCAGCCCACUCCUCCUCCUGUGCAUCCUGUAACGUUCCCCUCUCAUCAGCCUCUCCUCGAUGUUCCACUUUUCAGACGUCCGAGACAAGCAGCUCACUUCGGAAACAAAUUAUCACCAGGGGAUAAUCCCUUCUGACAGCGGCCCCCCAUCCCCUGUCCCGUCCUUCAGCUUCUCACUGAGAUGAUGACCCAGAGUGACCCCCCCCCCCCCCCC